GUUUCGUCAAAGGCCAGUAAACUAGUCGCCCGGCGCGCCAGGGGUCUUCUAUGGGGUACUCCUUAUAGGUCUAUGCAAAGAAAUCGGGCCGGGGCCUGGUCGCAACUGGGAAUUGGGGGCGGUUGCCGACCGUUGCCGAUCACAUGGGGCGAGUUGGCCACCCCGCACCCCUGGGUGCUGGUGGAGGUGAAGGCCAGGGGGGCCAUGGAAGACGCAGCCGUGUCUUGUCGGCCGCCUCUACAAUGCAGCAGUUUGACUGAGGCGGAGCGGCUCGGGUUAUUUGCUGCGCACGCGGUCCUGGAGACGCUGCUGCACGCCCAUCGCGACGGCACGUGCACCACGUCACACAGCAAGCAUGCCACGGACAGCAACUGCCGCAUGCGGCUGCCUCGGAUGCUGCACUGGCUCACCACGUACCUGCACAAGCAGUCGGUGUGCGUGCACCUCAAGCGGUAUGGCCGCUACAUGGUCUCGCAUAUGGUGGCCCUGCUGCUGGCAGUGCCUUGCAAUCACACCGUCACGUUUGCGUGUGACGUGGGGCGCUGGCUGCGCACGCGCGAGCUAUGGGAUCAGCGGCACGAGGGCAUUCCGCGCCCGGACCCUGUGUGGGAGCGGCGGCCGCAGCUGCCCAGCCUUGAGCAGCUUGCCGCGGACGCAGCGGACUAUGCCCUGAAGUAUGCCACCAAGUCUGAAGCAGUGCAGGGCAGCAGGGCCCUUAUAGCCACAGCCACCAUGCUGCGGCGGCGCAUGCACCUCAUGACGCCAGAGCAGCAGGCCGGGAUUGAGAGUGAGCACCUGCCGAUCCAGGACGUGCUGGAUCAGCUACGGCAUCCCUUCGCAGCCUUUGCGGACGCCAGCGCCUCUGCCUGGGCGCCCCAGCCUCCUACUGCAGGUGUGUCAGCUGCAGGUGAGAGCAGCACGCUGGCACAGGCGCAGUUCACGGCGGAGGUGACGGCGCGCGCACAGCAGUCCGCGACUGUGGCCGCGCUGCGCACUGCGCGGCCUGUCGGCGUAGUCGGCGCGGCUGCGGUGCAACGGGAGGGGAUGUUCAACCUUGCGCACGCCAUCAACCUGUUAACAGCCCAGCAGACCUUCUCCGCUCCAGCAGCGGCGCUGCUGCUGAUGCGGGGCACCGACGCGCACGAAAGCCACCAGUUCAGGGCCAUCGAUUACAGGAUGUUCUCGCAGCAUGUGCAGUCGCAGCUGAAGCGCGCGGACCCGGAGCUCAGGCCCAGAGACACCCAGCUGCGGCUCGUGCGUACAAUGGCCAGCGUUGGAGCGGGCGGGAGUCCGAGAGGGGAAGGCCAGCUUCCGGCCGCCAGCACAAUCGCUAGCGAUGUCCCAGAUCCCGGGCCCAGCGGAAGCGUACAGCAGCAAGAGCAGCCCGCCGUCGCACCUGCUCGUUACCGGUCAUCAAGCUACCUGAAAGACUACCUGUACCGCGGCGAGGCGCUGCGCGAGCUGUCUCCUAUGAUGAUGGCCAUGUUGUUUUAUAAGCACUCGGCCGGGCCAGAUGGAGCGCAAGGGCACCAUCUGCGCCUGCAUCCCGCGCACCCAGAGUACAGUAAAUGCGUGUGGCGGCGCCGGCUGCGGCCGUACGUGCCGCAGCCGGUGUGUGACCCCGUUGUGCGGCCUGCGGACGGCGUGGACGAUCCGCAGGUGCUGGAGCGCUAUGCACUGUUUGCGCUCGCGAACUUCGCCGCCUACAGCUGUGACGACAUGCUCGAUCUCAGCAACGGCGCAUGGGCAGCUUAUCAGCGGUGCUUUGCACAGCCGGCGGACGGCCAGUCGCUGCAUGUGCGCAUCGCGUGCCGUAUGCUCGAUCACGUGGAUGGGCUUGCGCGUGUGCGAAUGCGGGCGGAGGAGCGGCGGCAGCUGCAGGCGGAGGCGGAGGGCACCGCUGAGGAUGCGGCGGAGGAGGCACUGUUGGAGGGCGUGCCGGUGGAGGGCAUGGACGACCUGGAGGCAGAGCCGCAGGAUGAUGAGGAACCCGAUGUUAGGCGUAGCGCAGCGCCCGCAGCGGAGCUCUGGCAGGGUUGUGCGCUAUCGGAGACGGAACGGGCAGGGCUGCUGCAGCGCGUUGUGCACGGCGGCCUGGGUGGCGGUCUGACUACAGAGGCGACCACCGUGGUUGCCCAGAUCCCGCGCGCCAAUGCAUGGCCAGCGGUUGGGCGUACAGCGGCGGCGGCAGUAGUGCGCAGCACACAGGAGUGGACGCACGAGCGGCUGGCUGCAGCACAGCAACGCAUGCAUGAUUACGACCUAGUAGACCUAGGUGGGCAGUACGCCGCACAGGCGCUCGCGCAGGCGCAGGGAGCAGUGCAGCAGCAGCUGCUGCUUUACAACAGCGGCACUGCGGCAGUGACAGCGAAGCUGGUGCUCAUCUCGCCAUUGGCGGUUACCACAGCCGUCCCAGAGGUGCAGGGCGUCUGGCCCGAUGCAGCGAACCCUGGUGCAGAGCCGCCGUACGUGCUUUGCCCGGAGGACUCGCAGCCGACGCCUAAAGACACAGCGCGGUUAUGGAACCUCAGCGACGACCAGCAGCAGGCGUUCAUGCUGUACGCGCAGCUCCUGCUAGCAGCGGCUGCCGGCGUCCGUCAGCCCCCCGUGUGCUCGGUGCUCACGGGCAAAGCCGGCAGCGGCAAGUCGCGGGUGCUGCAGGCAUUGCUGUGGUUUGCAUACCAGCACCGCUGCGAGUCUCUCAUUGCCCUCGUGAGCUACACGUGGCGCGCUGCGCUGCAUUUGCCACAGCCACGGCACGUGCCGCUAUAUAGCGGUGCUGCGGAGGAGAGCUUGCGGCGGCUGCUGGCGCCGGGCGCGGGGGACGGUGGGGCCAUGGAGCGCCAGAUCCGGCAGCUGGAGCAUCCGGAGGGCAGCAUGAACCUCAUGGGGCGGGAGCUGUGGAAUAUGGUGCCGUUCGCGUUCGUUCUCACUCACCAGCAUCGGCAGCAAGCAGGCGUAGCUCGUGCAGCUGCAUGCGCUCGCGCAGCGUCAGCAGCUGCUGCUGUGGCGUAGCGCGGACUUGUCGCCUGACGGGAGCAGCUUACCUAUUUCGCAUGUGCAUCAAUUAGAGGCGCUUGGCGGAGCCGACGAUGAUAGUGGUGUGCCCGCUGUGUGCGCAUUCUUUGCUGGCAUUCGUUACGUGUUUACAUCAAAUGAGCAUGUGCGUCUGUAUCACAUCAACAACAACAGUGCCACAGGCACCGGCAUUGUUCUGCAUCCCAACGAGCCACCAUUGCCAGAUGCAAGCAUUGCCCCCGUGCAUGUCCUCAAGUUCGUGCCCUCGGCUGUAAUGGUGCGCCCUGACGGGCCUGAUGCGGGUCGGGUGUCUGUCGAUCAGGCCCUGGAUGUCGGGGAGAUUCCUGUUUUACCGUGCAGUGCUAUGUUCACAUCGCAGCAUGCAACCCUGCGGUUGCCUGUGAUGCGCUGGGGCUUUCGUGUGGAGCUUGCAUAUGCAGUCACUGAUUACUUUGCGCAGGGGCAAACUCUGCCACCGCACGAACUGUGGCUGGUGGAUAUGUGCAAACCGCAGCACGGCAGUUGGCGGCGGGCUUCAAUUUACGUAAUGCUCACCAGGUUUCGUGGGUUGCAUGCGUUACAUUUAGUGCGCCCGCUGUGGGCCUCGCGGGCCGAAGAGCGCCGGCUUGAAAAGGCGCUGCGUACCAUGCUAACGCCCGAGGCAGAUCUAGCUGCGGAAUGGCAGCGGCUAUUGAGGCUCUCGCAGAGCACAGCAGUAGCGGUGCCAGGUAUGAUUGUGCGCAUUCAGGCCAGCAUGGCUGCCUCAUAACCAAGGCCUUCAAUGCAUGCAUGGUUGCAACAUCUGGCAUGUGGCGGUAAACACUGGGUUGUCCUGCGUCCCGGCCAGCAAGGAUAGCGUAGUGUUUUUAACAUGCGCGAGGUGUACUGACAGAUGACCUGGAAGCGUGGAGUACCUUGUGGGUGGUGAGUGCUGACUGCAAUUUACAGCAGUGACUUUCUUGUUGGUGUUUGGUGUGGUGACCAUCAUGCUUGGCUUCGCUGGCUGGACGUAUGUCACUGAGCUGUUUGACAGACAGGCGUAGGGCAACGUGUACGUUCGGGUUUAGUUUCUACCUGUCCUGUCUCUGCGUGAAGCCGGGGUAUUGUUUAUCUGCUUGCUUGUCGUGCGUUGGAUUGUUGCGUGUUUACAACAGGUUGAUGUGUGGCCUGGUUAAUCCCUUGCACUUUGAUGAGGUUAUUGUUAGCCAGCGGGUGUUCGCACACGCGGGUACCACCAGGCGGCUGGAUGGGGUGUACGGGAGCCCCUUCUUCCGCGGGCCUUUUCACUAUUAGCAAUAACUCGUACAAGGAUGCUGACCCGACCUAUCCGCUAUUGCCCGUGGUGAAAACUGGGCUGCCGUCCGGGGGGUGCGUUUUCCCAGCCAAACCCGCACGUUGGACGUUGCCCCGGGGCAAAUCCUACCGCACGGAUUAGACAACGCCUUUCUGUAGGUACAUAACCAACAUCAUCAUCAGCCAGAAGUGGUCGGCAAAGGUCCAAAUUAUGCUUAUCAGGGCUCAAGUCGCGAAAUUGACCGAAGCCCAUACCUCGCAUAUGCGCUGUUUGGGGCCUGAAUCUAUUGCUGUCGACAUUAAUUCUCGUAUAGAUGUAAUCAAAAUAGCUU
Molecule: messenger RNA, 4643 nt
Organism: Chlamydomonas reinhardtii
Lineage: Eukaryota; Viridiplantae; Chlorophyta; Chlorophyceae; Chlamydomonadales; Chlamydomonadaceae
Exons: 4
Coding region: 205-3015 (936 amino acids)
Source: RefSeq, a predicted model, not a curated record